Gavialis gangeticus (Gharial) is the source of this 1572-nucleotide messenger RNA. Its product is annotated as glutamine synthetase. Gene Ontology annotation, molecular function: glutamine synthetase activity. NCBI's taxonomy places the organism in Eukaryota, Metazoa, Chordata, Crocodylia, Gavialidae. The transcript is spliced from 6 exons. Bases 5 to 1159 code for a protein of 384 amino acids. Gene Ontology annotation, cellular component: cytoplasm. The record is from RefSeq and is a predicted model, not a curated record.
GCUGAUGGCGCUCUUCUGCCCCAGGGCCGCCAGGAUGUCGGUGUCGCACAGCUCCAAGCUGAACAAGGCGGUCAGGGACCAGUACAUGAAGCUGCCCCAGGGCGGCUCCGUCCAGGUCACUUACGUCUGGAUCGACGGCUCGGGCGAGGGGCUGCGCUGCAAGACCAGGACCCUGGACCGCGAGCCCAAGAGCAUAAAAGACAUCCCAGAAUGGAAUUUUGAUGGAUCCAGUACGGGCCAAGCAGAAGGCUCCAACAGCGAUAUGUUCUUGAUCCCAGUCAGGAUAUUCAGAGAUCCUUUCUGUCUGGACCCUAACAAGCUAGUACUGUGUGAAGUCCUGAAAUACAACAGAAAACCUGCAGAGACCAACCUGAGGUACACCUGUAAGAAAGUCAUGGACUUGACUAAAGACAGCCACCCUUGGUUUGGAAUGGAGCAAGAAUACACACUGCUGGGGAUCAACGGACACCCGUACGGCUGGCCUGAUAAUGGGUUUCCAGGUCCACAAGGCCCUUACUAUUGCGGGGUUGGAGCAGACAAGGUGUACGGGCGCGACAUUGUGGAGUCCCAUUACAAGGCAUGUCUCUAUGCAGGGGUGAAGAUCUGUGGCACCAAUGCUGAAGUCAUGCCCUCUCAGUGGGAAUUCCAAGUCGGACCGUGUGAAGGCAUGGAGAUGGGAGACCAUUUGUGGAUGGCUAGGUUUAUUUUGCAUCGUGUUUGUGAAGAUUUUGGAGUUGUGGCUACUUUGGACCCCAAACCAAUGACUGGCAACUGGAAUGGAGCUGGGUGCCACACCAACUACAGCACAGAAGAAAUGAGAAAGGAGGGAGGUCUCAAACACAUCGAAGCUGCCAUUGAAAAGCUAAGCAAGCGACAUAACUACCACAUCUGUGUGUAUGACCCAAGAGGGGGGAGAGACAACUCCAGGAGGCUGACUGGCCACCAUGAGACUUCCAACAUUUUCGAGUUCUCUGCCGGAGUGGCCAACAGAGGGGCCAGCAUCCGUAUUCCCCGCCAAGUUGGCCAGGAUGGCUUUGGGUACUUUGAAGAUCGGCGACCUGCAGCCAACUGUGACCCCUAUGCAGUCACAGAGGCCAUUGUGAGGACAACGUUGCUCAAUGAAACAGGAGUGGAAACAAAAGACUAUGCAGACAACUGAAGUCUGGGAGUGGGUAGGUUUUUAAUUCUAAACUAGUUUCUCAUGUGGGUUUUAUGAAUGUGUAACCUCAUCAGCUGUCAGCUCAGACUCUCUUUUUAGAACCUUGCUUCUGGUUUUGUGAAAUGUUGGCUUAGAAAUAUAUUUCUAUAUAUAUUAUAAGAAGGGAAAAGUGUCUAUUUUUCUCAACUGACUUUUCUGGUUCCUGAUUUUUAGAUCAUGCAUUGGGGUUUUUUUAAAGACUGAUUUAAUUUUUGUAAUUGACUUUUUACUCUGUGUAUAUAUAAUCUUAUGUGAAAGUUUAAAAGCAGCAGUAGCUGCAGCUUGUUUUUUCCAUAUCUGUGUUGCAAAGAAACAAUAAAUAGCCUCGUUGGCUCUAGGUCAGCCACUCUUCACUAAUAAAUGUUUGCUUUUUU